AGCAAAUCAAAGAAAUAAAGCCACCAUGUUAAAAUACGCUGUUGUCAUCCUGGCCAUCGUCGCCUGCGUUGCUGCCAAGCCCGGACUCCUGGGUGCUCCUCUGGCCUACACUGCUCCCCUGGCCUACUCUGCUCCCCUGGCCUUUGCUGCUCCUGCUCCAGUCGUGACCGCCACCAGCAGCCAGGUGAUCACCAGGAACUACAAUGGAAUCGCCGAUGCUCCAGUGAUUGCUCCCGUGGCUGCUCCAGUGGUCGCCAAGUACGCAGCUGCUCCUCUGGCUUAUUCCUCCCCUUUGGCCUACACUUCUUCGCUGGCCUAUAGUGCGUUUCCGGCUGCCGCUCCAGUUCUGCUGUAA
This is a messenger RNA of Drosophila subpulchrella, 355 nucleotides long. RefSeq names its product cuticle protein 63-like. The transcript is spliced from 2 exons. Bases 26 to 355 code for a protein of 109 amino acids. Lineage: Eukaryota; Metazoa; Arthropoda; Insecta; Diptera; Drosophilidae. The record is from RefSeq and is a predicted model, not a curated record.